CCUCCCCGUCAAACGCCGUCAGUGGAGCGGCGCGCCUUGCCGCACCGCGUUAUAACCGCGCCCUCGACAGUGCCGAUGUAAAAAUUAACAAUAAUAUUUAAAAUUCCAACACGUUCCCUUUACCGCGUAAGUGUACCGAAAUCGAUUUAGAAAAUAAUUUCUUAAUUUUAUUGAAGCACUUUUCUUGCCGAUCGACUCUUCGCGUAGUGUAUACGAUAAUUCAAAUUUUGUAGUAUAAGUGAGUUACUGUGUAUGUAAAAGUGCAAUGGAGUAUGCCGGUUUUGUGUGUGUGUAUAGACAUUUGACGAUUGUGUCGUUGAUUGUACUUGGAUUAUAUCGAUGAUAAACCAGUAAAUGAUCUACAGAACCGUACCAAAACUACAAAAUGGUCGACUUAUAGCAGUCAGCGGCCGGAGACAUUUACUCGGACGGUGGCGGUGGAAGCGGAAAGAUGUUAGUUCUGAUGAUCAUACACUUCAUUACCCUGCCAGUGCUAACAUCCAGACUCGUCAGAGGCGAAACAACGAUGGACGAGAAACAACCGCAACCGCUCAUCAGUUCCCGAGUAGUGAGGACCAAGUAUGGUGAUCUCAGAGGGUUCAUAGUCACUCCAGAAUCAAGGAUCUUAGAACCUGUCGAAGUCUUCAGAGGAGUGCCUUAUGCAUCGCCUCCCGUAGGCUCUCUGAGAUUCAUGCCUCCAGUUUCCGGCGCGCAAUGGUCAGGUGUCAAAAUUGCCGAAGAUUUUAGUCCAGUAUGUCCUCAAGUUUUACCCGAUAUAAGAAAUGAGACUGCGGUCUUGAAAAGAAUAUCUAAAGGACGUUUGGAGUAUUUGAAAAGGAUACUUCCAUUUCUUACGAAUCAGUCGGAAGAUUGCUUAUAUUUGAAUAUUUACGCACCCGCCCAAGCAGGUGUAAGAGACGCAGUGGCCCGCUAUCCAGUGCUGGUGUUCGUGCACGGAGAGAGCUACGAGUGGAGUUCUGGCAACCCAUACGACGGCACAGUUCUGGCGUCACACGCUGGGCUGGUUGUCGUCACUAUCAACUAUAGACUCGGAAUCUUAGGUUUCCUCAAUCCUCGAUCGGAUGAGUUCCCUCGUUCUCCUGCUAAUUACGGGCUCAUGGAUCAAAUAGCUGCUCUGCACUGGAUCAAAGAGAACGUGGCAGUGUUUGGGGGAGACCCUACGAACGUGACUUUGAUGGGACAUGGCACUGGAGCCGCGUGUGUUCACUUCUUACUGACUUCUUUGGCUGUGCCUGAAGGUCUAUUAUUCCACAGAGCAGUGCUGAUGUCGGGGUCAGGCUUAAGUCCGUGGUCGCUCGUCGCUGAUCCAAGCAAGUACGCAGCAAUUGUCGCUACACAUGCAAACUGUUCACCUGAACUAACGCCGCCUUUGUUACUCCGGUGUUUGCGGGAGCGGCCGCUAGAGGCGCUGCUGUCUGCGCCGGUACAAGCUCCAGACUUUGCUUAUGCCUUCGGGCCUAGCGUCGACGGUGUUGUUAUAGACACCGGUGAUCUGCUAGUGAACCCUGAGAAUGGCUACGAGUGGGGAGGGCAGACAGUUGCGCAUGCGCCGCUCGGCAAGCAAGCGCAGAACGCCAUCAACAUCAUCAACGCUGUACUCAUGAGAAAGAGCGCCGUCGCGCAACUUACUAAAUACGACCUGAUGUUAGGAGUAACAAAAGCAGAAGCUUAUUUCGCCUUCAGCGGAGAUGAUGUCCAGUAUGGAAUCGAGGCUGACAGGAGAUCCAAGAUCUUGAAGUCCUUCGUCAGGAACACCUAUAGCUAUCAUCUUUCUGAGAUCCUUGCAACUAUAAUCAAUGAAUACACUGACUGGGAACGGCCUGUGCAACAUCCAAUUAAUAUAAGGGAUGAAACACUGGAAGCUCUCAGUGAUGCUCAAGUAGUAGCCCCGAUGGUGCUGACAGCAGACACACAUUCAGCAUUGCGCCGUAACUCCUACCUCUACGUGUUUGAUUACCAGACGAAGUAUGGAGACUAUCCACAGCGCCAAGGUUGUAUCCACGGUGAAGAGUUGCCGUACGUGUUUGGUGCUCCACUAGUGGGCGGGCUGGCCCACUUUUCGAGGAACUAUACGAAAGCUGAAGUAGCCCUUUCAGAAUCCGUUAUGCUAUAUUGGGGCAAUUUCGCUAAAACCGGGAAUCCCAACGAAGCGCAGGAGAGUGAUCCAAUAAGGGCAGGUAGACAAGAAAGAGUGAGAAUGAAGAAUAUAGAAUGGACUGCGUACGAAGCAGUACACAAGAAGUAUUUGAACAUUGACACCAAAGCUAAAUUGAAGAACCACUACAGAGCUCACAGGUUAUCAUUCUGGUUGAACUUAGUACCAGACCUGCACCGUCCUGGAGGUGAAGAUGUGCCUCCAUCACAUCAUCAGCUUGAGCAUGAAGAUGCUGCACUUCAACCUACGCUCAAGACAUUUAGUCCACCAUUCAAAAAGACUACCGAUAUGGUUAUCACAGAUACUGGUUUGGCGACUAAGAUACCGGUGUUAGGAAUCCUGAAUAUUACGUCUCCCUUGAAUUUCAAUAUCAUUGGAGUCAAUACUCCUACACAAAGCACUGCCGCCACUGAAGUUCAUAAAACUGACGCAACUACCGCGACUCCACCAGAAGAUGGCUUCGCCGCAUAUUCUACUGCUCUUAGUGUAACUAUAGCAAUUGGAUGUUCUUUGCUAAUUUUGAAUGUUCUAAUAUUUGCGGGUGUCUACUACCAACGAGACAAGACUAGAAUGAAUGGACAAGAUGGUCACACAAAUGGAGCUCAUUUAAAAAAACGAGUGGAGAAUGGCCAGAUGCCGAACAACAUUUGUGGUGACUUAGAGGGGGCAUUGACUUACCAGACAAGUCUGAAGAAUGACCCUGCUACAAUUUUAAGCCAUCAUCAUCAUUCUCAUCACCAAUUACCACCCCCUGAAUUCGCAGAUCUUCCAAGCAAUAACGUCGCUGGUAUGGCGACUUUGCCUCGGGCGCCUCCUCCGCCAAAACUUGGGAAGAGUAAUAUAAAUACUCUAGCAAGCGGGCAGCUCCAAGAGAACCAGCCCUUGCUAUCAGCACAUCAGAUGCAGAUGAUCAACACGAGCACUCUGACGAAAAAGAACACGCAACUGAACGCGAAGUCGAACGUGACGAUGGAGGAGUUGCGUGUGUGACGUCAGCGAGCAUGACUGCAACGAGCCGGCAGUUGCAGCGACGUAGUUCAUCAUGACGAGAUCGUGUGACUUGAGCCGGACCUUCUCAGGUGUGUUACAGAUUAUAUAUAGACAUUUACUGUGCCACUUGAAUCCAGAAGGUUAUAAAAUAUUAAAGACUUUUAUUCCAAGGACAAUGUGAACUGAAUCAGUGAUUUUCUUCAAAAACUCGAAUGUGAGAUAUUUGAAUAAGUGACGUUCGUGAUUAUCAUAUCUAAGACGUUGGAGUGUAAUAUAGAGUGUUAUUGGACGAUUUAUCGAUGUAUGUAUAAAAUGUUUGUAAAUAGCGAAAUAAUUGUACAUAGUUCGCAGCUCAGCCGCAUAUCCAUCCUAAUUACAAUUAUGAUAAUCUCAAAAAUAAUGAACUUAAAGUAAAGUAAUAAAGAUUAAUCGUCGUUGUUCUCGCUCGGCUGUUGCAAUUGUAUGAAUGCAAAGAAAGUUUCUUUUUAAAAGAAUGGACAUUGUUGCUCAGACGUUACUGUCAAGAGAUUUAUGUUCUAGAAUAUCUGACGUUGUAAUAAGCUUAUUUUCCAACCAUUUGAGACAGCAUUUUAUUGUAUUUAAGUGCAGCUAUUUGCGUUAAUACUUGCUAUUAAGAUGACUAAACACAAUACUAAGAUGAUUGUCUAAAGCUCUACGAUUGAAAAAUGUAUUUCGAUUCUGUCGGAGCGUCGGCGCCGGCAUUAAAUGCGAGUCAGUGUAUUUUAUUAAUAGUUCAAGCGGACAAAUCUAAGAGAACAGAAGACCCUUUCGGAGGUCCUUUGAUUCCAAAUAUAAUUUUCCUUUGAACAUCUCAAGUAAUGAAAUUUUGGCAAUUUUCUUGUGAUAUUUUAUAAAAUUGUAACAGCCGAUCGAAUUUGGAUUUAAUAUUGAAUUUAAAAACUAGAUACUUGAAGAAUAAAGGGAUACCAGUUUAAUCUUCGCCGACCGUUUUGUCGAAGUUAGAAGCAAUAAUGGUUCUUCGAAAAAGUCAGUUUUUAAGCGAUUUUAGUUUUUGAUAGAAAAAAAAAGUUUUGCUGAAGAAACAGGUGGUCGUUAUCUGAGAUCUUCUUUGUUUACGACUAUUUGAGUUUCAUAAUUUACUUUACUGUUUUACUUGUUGAAGUAAGGCACGAACAUUGGAUUUCUUUUUGCUUUCGCAUUUCUAAUUAUUUAAAUACCGUAAAACAUGGCAACUUUACCAUAUUUUGGAACAAAAAUCGAAAUAUAUUUUUAACCAUAAGACGCAUAGAAACCAAAACUAUAUAUUUAGAAUUGUAGUCUAUCUGGCUCACUUUACUGUAAUCGUCAUUAUAUACAAACGCUUACUUUAGCCGUAGUAAAGAAAAAACAACAUGGGUAAAGAUACCAAAGGAGAAUGCUCAAAAAAACCCAGGCCCGGCGCAAACUAUACGUAUCUCAGUUUAUCAGUAUAAAUGAGUAAUGAAAUGCUAUAUAGGUACCAUCAUCGAAAACGAUGGCUAAAUGUUGGAAAUUGAUAUUUAUUUUUUAGCAUGGAUUAAUUUUUAUAAUUGUUUUGAUUUAUGAAACUAGUAAUAUCUUUUGUUUUAUUGAGUUAAUACGCUUCGUAUACGCCGUGAGCAUCAAUUACAGAUCACCCCCUCAUCAAUACAGCGUGAUAUAAGACGUUUUAUAUAGUAGAGGUAGUGGCAGAAAUGCAAUUGGCGAAUAUUAUUGUUCAUGCAUACAUGGGAAAAGGACGCUCGGUUGUUGUGCCCAUGUGAUGUCCAUCAUAUACUACCUUGGGUGGGCAAGGCACCAAGAUGGUUUUGCAAAUCCCGCACUUUCACUACAAAACGUAAUAUAAGAUGUAGAACUAAAAUGAUUGAACUUUGAAUAAUCUGAUACAUGAUGUUUUGAUAAUGUAUACAUUUGUUUUAAUACUUUCUACUCGUAAUAUCCUUUAAAUAUCAUCAUCAUACCAGCCGAAAUACGUCCACUGCUGAUCGAUUUAAAUAUAGUCCCUGACAAAAAACAAAUAGCAAUUUCCUACAUUUAGCCAUCGUUUUCGACGAUGGUACCUAUACGGGAUUUUAUUACACAUUUAUACUGAUAAACUGAGAUACAAAUCGUUUGCGCCGGGCCUGGGUUUUUUUCCCAUACUUCGUGAGCAUUCUCCUUUUUGGCAACUUUACCAACGCGCCGUAUUCAUCGUGUAUUGCAUAUUAAAGAGUUGUUGAGGUACAGAGGGCUUCAUCUAGGACCUCUUCGUAUUAUAAUGCAAACAAUAUGAGGAAAUCUAUAAAGAUAACGGCUACACAGACAGUAGGUAUAGUUGCCACGGGUUUCAUCGUAAUUUACAUACAAAUAAUUUGUUACGCUCGGGGUUGUCAAAAAAUGAGAAAUUUUUUUAUGACAUGUAUAUUUAAAAAAAAAUUAAAAACCUUAAACCUAAAGUAAAAAAAAGCAUAAAUAUCUGACAAAAAUAUUGUUCCCUUUUAAACUAAAUUAAGUUCUAAAAUUUUAAGUAUUUAUGUUUAAAAUUGUAAAAAAAGGCUACAAAAUAAUGUUUAAUCUUUUGACUUUUUAAUUUUUUGACUUCACUAUCUCCAUAGCUAAUUUUAACAUUACUUUCGUAUACUUUUUAUAUUGUCUAGCUCCGAGUUUUCUGCGGUUUUGUUUCAUGUGAGCCAUUUUGGCUCUAAAACAAAAGGUAUUAUUAAAUACAUUAUAACUUAUUAUCCAGGAUGUUCACUAUUAUGCUGGGAAAUUUAGGUAUUCGAAAAUGGUUACAUACACACAAACAAGAAAAAAACAUUUAUUGCCAACCCUAACUAUAGGCAAAGUUGCCACAAAGCAGGUCGUGGCAACUUUACCUAACCUGUGUCAACAUUACCGAAGCGAUUAUUUAUCAAUAAAUUAAAGAAAAAGCAAUUGCUGACAUUACAACAGUAAUCCCAACUAUAUUAUACAUACAAGAUCAAAAUUUCACUCACCUGUGACAAAUAAUUUAGGCUCUGUGAGCACAAUUUAGGAACUACUAACUUUUAGCACAUUUUCACGCACUACACUGUAACGGCCAUUACUGGCAUAAUAGCAGUCUUACGUCUACGCAAAAUAUAGUAAAUAUUUCCUUUUAAAGUCUAAAAAAUAAUACUAUUACAAAACAGAAUUCUAGUGGGUAGAUUUUUAGAUAAAUGAGUUUAUACCGAAUACCUAUAGUAUGGUAAAGUUGCCAAGGGUCUGGUAAAGUUGCCAUAGUUUACCGGUAGUUAUAUUCUUAUUCUUUCUGGGGGAAAGGUGAUGCGAUAUUAUCUUUAUUUUUGUUUCAAAUGUUUCUUCAGCAAACGAAUUAUUUUUAGUUUUCAACAUAGAUGGACCAAUAGUGUUUGUAAAUAUGUAAAUAAAUUUAGGAGACGGUAUAACAGGUUGUAUGACAUCCUUUCUGUUGAAAUUCAAAACACGACUGAUCCUCCUUACUUUUGUUAAUAAAAAAUAAUGGAUACACUAAAUUGAUAAUGUAAUUUAAUUAUUGUUAUUGUAAACCGUUUUUAUUUAGUAUCGAGAGUCAGUAAUUAUGUUUUGUUUGUAUUAAUAUCAAAUGUCCUUCUGUAUGCAAAAGCACAAAUUUCGUUGUUGGGUAAAGGAAGUAAGUGUAUUUAUAGAUAUCAAUAAAGUCUGUACAAAGACUUCAUUAUAAAGUACUCACCGGAAUACAGACUAAAAAUUUUAAUAAAAUAAUAUCUAAAAAAAUA
This is a messenger RNA of Spodoptera frugiperda (fall armyworm), 6900 nucleotides long. It is a transcript of the gene Nlg3, whose product is annotated as neuroligin-4, X-linked. Gene Ontology annotation, molecular function: neurexin family protein binding; signaling receptor activity. Bases 452 to 3166 code for a protein of 904 amino acids. The transcript has 12 exons. Gene Ontology annotation, cellular component: synapse; postsynaptic membrane; cell surface. NCBI's taxonomy places the organism in Eukaryota, Metazoa, Arthropoda, Insecta, Lepidoptera, Noctuidae. The record is from RefSeq and is a predicted model, not a curated record. Gene Ontology annotation, biological process: chemical synaptic transmission; presynaptic membrane assembly; synaptic vesicle endocytosis.